AUGAGGACACCAGGAAGUACAGCAAAAGGUGCAGACGAGCGGAAUAUUCCAUGGAGUCAGCAAGUCGACGAAGCUUCAUUUUUUUUUUUUUCGUCUCCAACCGAUGAAAAUACAUGCUCCCAGCAAAGUUCAAUGCAAUUUCAAUUUCCUCCAUUUAAUAUAAAAGAAAGUCAAAAUAUAUCCUGGAGCAACCAAAGAACAAAAAGUCCAAGUAAUUCUGACUCGAAUAAAAAACAUGGAAAGACUUCAAGUUUUCCUAAUGCAAAAAGAGACGAUUUUCAACGCAAUCCAUGGAGUACUCAAAAAAAAGGCAAACAUAUUGCUGAAAAUCCUUUAAACAUUAACAGAGCUGUCAGAACGGAAAAUGUUUAUGGACCAAGUAAAUUUAAUAAAGGGAUUGUAAACGCGUCAAAUGAGGAAAAAAAAACAAAUGCUCCAAUGUCAUCUGCUGUACCCAAAAAGACGACUUGGGCUUCAAUAGCUUCGCAACCAGCAAAGCUAACAUCAAGAACAAGCAUUUCAACUCUUAGCCAUAAAAAGAAAGGUCCGGGUAUGCCGCCUCCGCCAAUGGUUCCAGGAAAACAUAAUUUGGAUGUAAACUCAUGGGAGUUGCCUAAUAGUAAUCCUCCACCCUUGCCGUCACCACCCAUUUCGACUAAUAAAACAUUUGCCGAGCUUGAACCCAAUUAUCCCGUUGCAUUUGGAUGUGAUUAUGAAAUUGAGGUACAUGCAGAUAAAAGCCACAAAGGAAUUCAUUCUGCCCGUGAAGAAAAUAAAUCGACUUAUAAUAAUAGUAGUUAUGGACGCGCGCGAACUUCCCCUGUAGCUAAUUCGCGCAAGAACUGGUCUGCACAGCCCCUUGAACAAAAUAGUAGAGAGCUUGGAUCAGCAAACUUAAGUCACGUUCGGCGUUCCGAUAACAAUGUUGUGAAUAAUGUUUAUCAAAGCCGAAUUUCUGAGCGUAGAAAUAACUAUACACGUUCAGAACAACAGUCUGCAGCUCGUGAUGUUGAACAAAAUUUCGAGCCAAGUUCAACUGCUGAUGAACUGUCUCCAGAAGCUUCGAAUGCCGUUCUAGAAAAACUAUAUGACAAAAACAACUAUAAUCCGAUGGAAAUCGACUUAAACAUUGCAUCAUCAGCAAGAUUUUUUGUUAUUAAGUCAUAUUCAGAAGAUGACAUUCAUCGAAGCAUAAAAUAUGAGAUUUGGUGUUCAACCGAUCAUGGCAAUAAAAGAUUGGAUGACGCUUUUAAAGAACGUCAAAAGGAAGGUGCACAACUUCUACUUUUUUUCUCUGUAAAUGGCUCCGGUCAUUUCUGUGGAAUGGCUCAAAUGAUGACAGCUGUUGACUAUAAUUCUACAUCAAGCGUUUGGUCCCAAGAUAAGUGGAAAGGAAAAUUUAAAGUUAAAUGGAUUUAUGUUAAAGAUGUUCCCAACACGAAAUUACGGCAUAUACGUCUAGAGAACAAUGACAAUAAAUCUGUUACGAACUCGCGCGAUACUCAAGAGGUGCCCAAUGCUAAAGGUAUCGAAGUUCUUCAAAUACUCCAUUCUUAUAAACAUUCUACGUCCAUUUUUGAUGAUUUUUAUCACUACGAGAAAAAACAAGAAGAGGAAGUCUUGAAAAAACCAACCGUGUAUGAUAAUUCAUCAAUUACAUCCACUAUAAAUAGACAUUAUAGCCGUCAAAACGACGAUCGAGAUAGGGAAAGAGAUAUUCGAGGAGUUGGGGGAUCUCAAAAAUUUUUCGUCGGCAGUGGUGCCAACUUUCGAGAACGGAAUUCUUUUCGAGGAAAUCUUCAUAACACCGUAAAUGAUCAGCGCCGAAACGAAAGUCAUAAAACAAACAUGCAUUCUGAUACCCAUCAAAAGGAAAGAAAUGAUAGAUCUGAUAACGACGUAGAUAGGGAUAAUAAUGAAUAUAGAAAUCGUUACGGGCCGAAGUUUGAUUAUAUUCAACGAUCAAAACAUAGCAGGGACCGUGAUUUUAGUGAAAAAGAUACAAGAUUCCGGACAUCAACUAAAGAUAUGAUAAAAGACAACGAAUAUGACUAUUGAUAAUAACAUUGGACCAAUAAAAGCUGACAGUUAAGAUUAUUAAAUAUGCACAUAUUAAGAAGAUAAAACAGCAAAACAAUGGAGAUAGAUUUUGAACAAUAUAUUAUGAAGAGUUCAAUUAUGUUGUUAUUUUAACAUGUACACUUCCUCUUUAAAAACCAAACCUUGAAAAUAUUCAAUUUUGCAUAUAAUCGAAAAAAAAAAUCUUUUAUUGUAUCUAAUCUUUUGAAUUUUAAUACCCAAGGUUCGUCAUGUCAUUCCAUAAAAUUAUACUGUAAUUAAUAGAACUGAUAAAAUGGCGUACAUUUUUAAUUCAUGUAUAUAUUACUUUAAAGUAAACGAUCAUAUUUUGUACGCAUAUGUUGCGAAUUUUUCAUAACAAUUAAAAUAAAACCUUAAGUCCCUUAACAUUAAUUAAUA
Ceratitis capitata (Mediterranean fruit fly) is the source of this 2478-nucleotide messenger RNA. RefSeq names its product YTH domain-containing family protein 2 (gene Ythdf). The transcript is spliced from 8 exons. NCBI's taxonomy places the organism in Eukaryota, Metazoa, Arthropoda, Insecta, Diptera, Tephritidae. Gene Ontology annotation, biological process: mRNA destabilization. The record is from RefSeq and is a predicted model, not a curated record. The coding region runs from base 1 to 2058 and encodes 685 amino acids. Gene Ontology annotation, cellular component: cytoplasm. Gene Ontology annotation, molecular function: mRNA binding; N6-methyladenosine-containing RNA reader activity.